GAAGAGAGGCUGGGGAGGACAAGGAGGUGGGGGAGGAAGGCUGGAAGGGUCUGGCAGUCUACAGGGAGGGGUGAGCAUGGCAGGGGCAGCGAUGGGGCUGUCGGUGGUCACUUGGCGACUCUGAGUGCUAACUCAGCAGCUGCUUUCAGUACCAAUCCCUGUCCCCUCUGGGACUUGGCCAGACAAAGCCCCUGGCCCCAGGAGUCUGGGCUCCUCAGAGUAAAGGAGCUGGCCCAGCCAAGGGGUCCCUGAGGAAGCUACUUUGAUGAGAGGCUGGGGCCAACCUCAGCAGGGUGCCACAGAGGGCUGGGGUCGGGUGGGGGGGGUGCUCCACGCUUGGGUGACCUGCAGUGGACACGGCCUGACCUGGGCUUGCAGCCAAGGGUGUGCAGAGCCGUCCCCUGCCCCACCCCCGGGGAGCCACCCCGGCCCCUUUCCGGGGCAGGGCAGGCCUGCCGCAGGGGAGGGGCGGCCGCUGGGCAGCGGGUGGACCUCAGGCUCUAAUCCCCGGCAGCAGCCGUUUCCCUCAGAUCGAUUCCCUUCUCACUUUUUUUUUUCAGCUGCUGGUUCCACGGCUCGGAUCGAUGGAGCCGCCUUCCCCGCCCCUCUGAGCUUCCUCUCCCUGCUGCUCAUUAGCGCCCCGAUUAAUCAGCCCCCCUUUUCCUCUAGGGGACAAGUGCUUCUUCUCCCAUGAGGGCUCUUACUUUCACGCAAGCCUCCCCACCAGGGCACAGGCAGCUCACUGUGACCACCCCACCCUGGGGGUACCCCGGCAUCAUCCCUUCUGGGCCAGCCACCAUGGGCCCCAUCCUGACUUUCCUCAGCAAGGCACGGCCACCCCAGUGCUCCCCUGCCCUUCUGCCUGGCACCCCCUGCGCCUGCUUCUUUAGGAUUGCAUUCCCUCCGAUUCAAACCCAGCACAUCUGGGCUCCCUCCAAACCCCUUAUUUGGGCUCUUCCUGACCUCCAUGCCAUACCCUCUCCCCCACAUCAUACGUCCUCUGCUCCCUGGCCUGGCCACCCAACACGUUCCCUGCCCCCACCACAGGCCUGGCUGUGGCAAGGGAUUUGGGAAAUAUUUGGGGAGGCAAAGUGGCCACAGAUGCUUAUGCCAGCCAGGGUGCCCUCUAUCCCAGACGCAGGAGAGACUGAGUUUGGGGAUGGAGAUGAAGUAGGGGAGAGGGCGGCCAGAAUCAGAGAGCGGGCAGGGGCAUGGUGGAUGUUAAGUCCAGAGCAAAGCUCUAGGGAAGUCAAGUAUCUUGAUGGAGCCAUCACUGACCCCUUAUCUGUCUUGCCUGCCAUUCUCUGCCCUCCCCUCCCCUCCCUCAUUCAAACAAGUGGCUUUCCCAAGGAGUUCUCUGGAAGGUGCUGUGAGUGGGGUAGCGAGGUCAGGUGGUGGUUGGGUGCUGGUGUUAGGAGUCAGGGAGGCCAGGAGGUGGGGGAUGGAGUUGGCUGACCCUUCUCGGGGUGUGGUCCAGAAAAGUGGCAGAAUAAGCUAAGGACUCUGGGUGCAAGCCUCUUCCCCGGUGGCCUGGGAAUGGGGCCAGGUGGGGACCCCACGCGUGACGAGGGUGUAGCAAGAGUGUGGGGGCCUCCCGACGAGGUCCCAGGCAGGGGCCGGAGAUCCCUGUCCUGGGCUGGGGGCUGCCCCCCUCCCCUGGCCUGGCUCCUGCUGCCCGUGCCGCCGGUGAAACGCUGUUGACAUGUCCUGAAUUAUUAAGCAUGGGGUGGGCUCCGGAGCACAUGCUGAGCGGAGCGGCUGGGGCUGCACGGCGGCGUGGCGGAGCAGCGCUCGCUCCCUCGCUCACUCGCUCGCUCGCAGGGACACACGCAGGGGCUGACAGCUGUGCUGGUGCUGAUAAGGGAAGCCACAAGGAGACGAUCGAGGAGAGAGACAAGCGGCAGCAGAGGCAGCAGAGGCAGAGGCAUCAUCAGGGCUGCGGAGCUGCUGGGAGUGGGAGUGACUCCCCCACCUCGGGCCCCCACCCUGUCCCCAUCCUCUUCCCCGUUGCCCUGAGUUUAGAAGAGCCGCUGCUGCCACCGCCGCCACUCCGGAGGGCACCAGGGGCUGCUGGCCAGGGAGGGAGGGGCAGGAAGGCUCCGGCUGGUCCCAGCAGCUGGGGACAGAUGCCGAUCGAGAUUGUGUGCAAAAUCAAAUUUGCAGAGGAGGAUGCGAAACCCAAGGAGAAGGAGGCAGGGGAUGAGCAGAGCCUCCUGGGGGCUGCUCAGGGGGCAGCAGCCCCCCGGGACCUGGCCACCUUCGCCAGCACCAGCACUCUGCAUGGGCUGGGCCGGGCCUGUGGCCCAGGCCCCCAUGGACUGCGGAGAACCCUCUGGGCACUGGCCCUCCUCACCUCUCUGGCUGCCUUCCUGUACCAGGCAGCCGGCCUGGCCCGGGGCUACCUGACCCGGCCUCACCUGGUGGUGAUGGACCCCGCAGCCCCAGCCCCGGUGGCCGGCUUCCCUGCCGUCACCCUCUGCAACAUCAACCGCUUCCGGCAUUCGGCCCUCAGCGAUGCCGACAUCUUCCACCUGGCCAACCUGACCGGGCUGCCCCCCAAAGACCGGGAUGGGCACCGUGCCGCCGGCCUGCGCUACCCGGAGCCCGACAUGGUAGACAUCCUCAACCGCACUGGCCACCAGCUCGCCGACAUGCUCAAGAGCUGCAACUUCAGCGGGCACCACUGCUCUGCCAGCAACUUCUCCGUGGUCUAUACUCGCUACGGAAAGUGUUAUACCUUCAACGCGGAUCCACAGAGCUCGCUGCCCAGCCGGGCGGGGGGCAUGGGCAGCGGCCUGGAGAUCAUGUUGGACAUUCAGCAGGAGGAGUACCUGCCCAUCUGGAGAGAGACAAACGAGACAUCGUUUGAAGCGGGCAUCCGAGUACAGAUCCACAGCCAGGAGGAGCCACCCUACAUCCACCAGCUGGGUUUUGGCGUAUCCCCAGGCUUCCAGACCUUUGUGUCCUGCCAGGAACAGCGGCUGACUUACCUGCCCCAGCCCUGGGGCAACUGCCGAGCAGAGAGUGGGCUCAGGGAGCCUGAGCUUCAGGGCUACUCAGCCUACAGCGUGUCUGCCUGCCGGCUGCGCUGUGAAAAGGAGGCCGUGCUUCAGCGCUGCCACUGCCGGAUGGUGCACAUGCCAGGCAAUGAGACCAUCUGCCCACCAAAUAUCUACAUCGAAUGUGCCGACCACACACUGGACUCCCUGGGUGGGGGCUCCGGAGGCCCGUGUUUCUGUCCUACCCCCUGCAACCUGACCCGCUACGGGAAAGAGAUCUCCAUGGUUAGGAUCCCCAACAGGGGCUCGGCCCGGUACCUGGCAAGAAAAUACAAUCGCAACGAGACCUACAUACGAGAGAACUUCCUGGUUCUCGAUGUCUUUUUUGAAGCCCUGACCUCUGAGGCCAUGGAGCAGCGAGCAGCCUACGGCCUGUCAGCCCUGCUGGGAGACCUCGGGGGACAGAUGGGACUGUUCAUCGGGGCCAGCAUCCUCACGUUGCUGGAGAUCCUCGACUACAUCUAUGAGGUGUCCUGGGACCGACUGAAGCGGGCGUGGCGUCGCCCCAAGACCCCCCUCCGGACCUCUACUGGGGGCAUCUCCACUUUGGGGCUUCAGGAGCUGAAGGAGCAGAGUCCCUGCCCAAGCCGGGGCUGUGCUGAAGGCGGGGGUGCCAGCAGCCUGCUCCCCAACCACCACCACCCCCACGGACCCCCAGGAAGCCUCUUUGAAGACUUCGCUUGCUAGGAUGGUGCUGUGUCCUAAAGGACCCAGGAGUCUGGGACUCCUUCCUGGAUCCCCACUGUGGACUCCAGCUCCCGGGACAGGAGGCCGGGGGAGUGGGGGCCUGAGGCUUAGGGAGCGAGGGCGGGGCCUCUCACCCUGGCGCCAGCUGCUUUGCACAAGGCUUCCUCUUGUGCACACCCUCCACCCCCAGGCUGGUGACCAGGGAGAACUGGAGACUAGGACGUGGGCCCCUGUGGAGGAGAGAAGGGGUAGGGGUAGGAGGGAGGAGGAGGACGAGGCCCACCCUAGCAGGCGUGGAACCCUCUGUACAUUUGUAUAUAUUCAGGGAGGACAGGGUGGGGAUAGGGUGCUGAUGUAGAAGGUGGGUGGGGCGAUGGUGAUAGGGGUGGGUGGUUUAGGGACAGCCAGGGUCCCAGCCCUGCAGUGUCAGCAGGAGAGGCCAAGCCCCUCAGGACUCAGGACAGCUGGGCUGGUCCUGCUUCCUGCCCUGCUCCAGACCCGGCUCCCCUUUCGGCAGAAGAGUGGGUGAUCCAGCCGGCCUGGCCCAGCUCCCAGCUUCCCCUGCCCCAACUGCACUCCCCGAAGCCUGCGCCACAGGGAGCAGUAGCUCUUCCAGACCUUGGCUGAGCUUGGGGGUGGUAAAGGGGGCUUCCUCAGGCCUCUCUGCUUCCGAUCUGGUUUUAUAAAGUGCUGACAAAAUUGGGAAUAAAGAGGUAUUAAGAA
Molecule: messenger RNA, 4469 nt
Organism: Capra hircus (goat)
Lineage: Eukaryota; Metazoa; Chordata; Mammalia; Artiodactyla; Bovidae
Gene: ASIC4
Product: acid sensing ion channel subunit family member 4
Biological process (GO): sodium ion transmembrane transport
Cellular component (GO): membrane
Molecular function (GO): ligand-gated sodium channel activity
Source: RefSeq, a predicted model, not a curated record